AUGGACAAGCUUGCAGAGAAAGCAGCCCACGAUCACGACAUCGGCGACGCCCAAAUGUCAUGUUACGACUGGGUCAACGCUACGGCAGCACUUGUACGACGCCGCAUCGCCGCCGCCACGGUCGACGCCAUAGACCGACGCCAAACAGAGGACUACGAAUCCAGCACCCACAACCAACCCGACGGCAGCGACGGGCACAGCGCUGGCAUGCCCAGCGACGACGCCCAGGACGAGACCCCAGCACCACCUCCAGCCCCAGCGACGGCAGAGGAAAGCGACGAGAAGAGGAGAAGGAGAUGGGCGCAACGACUCCUCAGCGCGGCGACCAGCCAUCAACGCAUCGGAGAGCAGCAGCACGACGCUGACCAGCACCACGUGCAAGACCCACGGCAUCAGCACCACCGUGACCAGCACGCCGACAACAGCACCACUGACCAGCACGACGAGCAGCGGCGGACGGCUCCAACCCAACAAGACGACGCCGUUGCGAGGCGCAGUGCCGACGCGAGCUGGGACGAGAUCCCACCGCGGCCGCGCGCGGCCCGCGCGGGGCGGCCGCGCGGGGCGGCCGCCGCGGAGAAGUCAGCCAUCGCGGCCGCCUGGGUGUCCGUCCUGCUGGUGCCGUCCGACCCGCUGCGAAUCAAGCAAAGCCCCGCCCCCGGCGGGCGUGCCGCGGGCGCUGCGCGGGCGCCCCGUGCGCGGGCCGCGGCGGGCGCCUCGCGGGCGCCUCGCGGGCGCCUCGCGGGCGCCUCGCGGGGCCUGCCGAGGGCUCGCCCGGCGGCGGGCCCGCGGGCGCCCCGUGCGCUGGCGGGGUCUGCCGAGUGGCGGCGCGUCUCUGUGCGGCGGCCUCGGGCACGGGGUCGCGGCGCCGACCUCGCGCCCAAGCUGCUCCAGGGCGAGGGGCCAUCGGGCGCCGAGCGCGGGCGGCCGGCGCCCUCGAUGGCGGCCCCGGCGGCGCUGCUGGCCCGUCGGCUGCCGGCCGGCGCGGCGGCCGCGGCCGCCGCCGCGGCCGCGGCGCCGCCCGCGCGGGGGGCAGAACUCGAGGAGCACACGCCUGCACUGUUGCAGAGCACAUCGCCAGAGACCUGGAGGCCGAGGCUGGCCGCCGCCCAGCUGCUGCUCCAGGACCUCGCCCGCGUCCGCGAGGCCCGCGAGCAUGCCGGCGCGCUGGCCGCGCUGCUGGAGCACCUGUGGGACGAGGUGCGCGCCGCCGGGCUGCCCGCGGCGCGCGCGGAGCUGCUGCUGCACCGGCUGGCCGAGGACUACGGCCACGGCACCCUGCGCAGCGAGCACGUGCGGCGGCUGAGGUCGCUGCUCGGCGAGCUGGGCAUCGGCUCCGUGCUGGACCCGCUGGCGCACACGGGCCUCCACGCGGCGCGCCUCGCCGCCGCGGGGCUGCGCGUGGAGGCCGCGGACGCGAGCCCGGCGGCGGCGUGCUGGUGGCACGUGGCGGAACGCCCGGGGGCGAGCACCGAGUGGCAGAGGUAUGGGGACGGUUGGGCGCUGCUGCUCUCGUGGCUGCCCCAUUGGAACGCGCUCGGGGAGGAGCUCCUGCGCGGCUUCCGCGGCAGGGUCCUCGUGGUGCUGGGCGACGAGGAGUGGACUGGCACCGACGCGUUCCGGGAUCUGCUGCGGCGGGACUGGGAGCUGGCAGCCAUGUGGCACACCGACUCCCCGUGGCCCAGAGUGGACGAGCGCAUCCGGGUCUACGUGCGGAAAUAGGGUGGCGACGGUGCAGUUGCUGCCGAUGGCGCACGCCUCAUGGCCCUCCAGCGCGACACGAACCCCAAGAAAGUGGUUCUGCCCCAGGAGAGCGGGGGGCAGGACGCCGCUGGAGCGCCCCGGCGCCCCAUGAUCCGCUCGGAGGCACGGCUGCCGGCGUCGCCGACGCGGGCGCACGCGCAGCCGGCCGCUUGACAGCGCGGCGCGGCGCGGCUGGCGGCUCUGGUUGCGAGCCGCGAGUGCGGCGACGACGACGACGACGUCGACGGCGAGAAGAAAAAGAGGCUGGCAGAGGAGUCUGCGCC
This is a messenger RNA of Prorocentrum cordatum, 2027 nucleotides long. NCBI's taxonomy places the organism in Eukaryota, Dinophyceae, Prorocentrales, Prorocentraceae. The record is from the annotation of a GenBank genome assembly.